CGCUAAGGGCGGGCGGAAACGGAGAGAAGCCCCUGAGGAAGGGAUCUGAGCUGUCCAAGCAGUUUGAGCGCAGAGAUCUACUGUAUGAUGGUUGGCCUGGCCGGAGAGACAGACAGUCACUCAUCUCUCCCUCUUGUCUCGCUGUUUGUCUAUCUGCUGCCUCUGCAUCUGGCUGGACUCAACAAGAAGACUCUCUUGACUCUUUUCCCGUCCACGCGAUGGCCCAUCACUCCAUGUGUGCUGCUGCACUGCUGAUGAUGACUCUCAGCUUGGCCUUCAUUGACACGCAGGCACAGCAUCCCGAGGUGCGCAAAGUCAACACAACCACACCGCACACAAACACGCUCUUGUCUGUCUGAGAUGAUCUGCUAUGUGUCUGUGGGUGGUGGUGUUUCCGUCAGGUUGAGGCGAUGAAGUCGGCUCGAGGGGCUGACGGCGCACUGAUGUCUGGUCGGCUGAAUGGAGGUCCGUUGAGUGGCAAUCACACGCCGGUGGGCAGCGCCACCCACGGCACGAGCGGCCCGCGGAUGUUCAAGGAGAUGACAUUCGACAACGGGGCUGUCUACAAGGGACAGUGGCUCGCUGACCCAAACGUGAUGCCGAUACACGCACGCACACGCCAUGCGUGACUGCUUCUCUCUCUCUCCGUGUGUGUGUGUCGUGUUGUUGGUUCCUUCAGGGUGACCUUCGCGAUGGUUUUGGUGUCCAGACGUGGGCUGACGGGGCCAUGUACGAAGGGCAGUGGGUCAACGACAAGAGACAGGGAUACGGCAAACUCGUUGAAGGUAGGCAACUCACACGCAGGGCAGGGCACACAAGUAGAAAACGUUCCUUCCCACAGCCGACCCGACCUCUCCCUGCCGUUGUGUUGUUUGGUGGGUCUGUCUGCUGGUUAAAUCGCUCAGCUGAUGGUGACGUGUAUGAGGGGGAGUGGUUUGAAGACAAGGCACACGGAUACGGGCUCUACCAACGCGCAGACGGAUGCAAGUAUGUAUGUCAUGUGAAGUACACAAAACACCUGCACUAUUUAUGGCUGACUGAUGCGUCGCCUCCCUGUCUGGUCUGAUGGGGGGAUCUUACUGCAAGUACGAGGGUCAGUGGCAAUCGGACAAGCAGCACGGGAGAGGCGUUGAGGAGUGGCCAGACGGCGCCAAGUACCAGGGGCAGUACUCACACGGAAGGAAACACGGAGAGGGCACCUUCACGUGGGCAGACGUGAGCAAGACACGCACACGCACACGCACAAGACAGCCAGCAAUUGACCAUCCCUCCCUGCUCUGUGUGUUGGUGUGUCCUCUGUGUCCCUUAGGGUUCUGUGUAUGACGGCGGCUUCUACGACGACGACAUUGAGGGUUGGGGCGUGUACAAGUGGUCUGACGGUCGCAAGUACGACGGCCAGUGGAAGAAGAACCGCCUGCACGGCGAGGGCACCUUCACGUGGCCCGACGGCAGAUCUUACUCGGGACAGUACGAAAACGACCAAAAGGAGGGAAUCGUAAGCAGCCAACCAAUGACAUACGUGUACAUCACGGCCGGCCAGUGCGACCGGACCACCUCUCUUAUGUUGCCUGCCUGCCUGCCUGCCUGGCUGCCUGCCUCAGGGUACAUUCACAUGGCCGAGUGGCAGCAAGUACGUGGGGGGAUGGCGCAACGGCAAGCAGCACGGGAGAGGGAUCUACACCACAGGUACAUAUGAAAUGGACAAGAGAGAGGACACACGAGAGCGGCCGUCACUCAGGUUUUCCUCUCCCUUCCUGUUGCUGUGCAGCCAAGGGCGAGAGGCGUGUGGGCGAGUGGGCCGAGGGUCGGAGGGUCAGGUGGUGCAAAGACGAGGACCCCGACCGCGUGCAGGGUCCUCGGGACUGUCCAGGGAGGGGCGGGACUGUCCAUCCAUCUGUCCUGUUGUGUCUCUCGUCACUCAUUUUCUCCGUCUUCUAUCGCAUGAUGUGAGCCGUUUUGUUCGUCGCUCUCGUGAGGCCAUCGUGUGGUGUGGGCAUGCUGUGAGGCGGUCAACCGGGCCUGCCUGUCGAUUCCCUGUGAUGUAUACGGCCUCUCUGUCUGACGUUUUCCUGUCAAAUAUCGUGUAUGUGUCUGUCGCCUAACGAGCCAACGAAGCGGUAAGGGGCUGGUGUAGAGGGCUUGCUGCAGCAUGUGGAUAUCGUAACGUGUGUGGUGUAUCCGUGCUCGUGGGUUUAUCGACCAUGUCCUGAGCUGCGUGGACACACUUCAAGCAUGCAGACCAGGAAGAAUUGAUCAAUCAAUCAAUCGUCC
This is a messenger RNA of Vitrella brassicaformis, 2271 nucleotides long. Lineage: Eukaryota; Vitrellaceae. The record is from the annotation of a GenBank genome assembly.